GCUCUCUGGUCCUCCUCUGCGCGCUCUGGCUCUUCGCCCCGGACAAACUGCGGGGAACGUUCGGUCUCCAAAAAAGGUGACCGAAUUAUUUGCAGAGGAGUCCGAAUCUGGGUCGUGGAGGCUCAGUUUAGUGUUUUUGGGGGGGGUACCGGAGUGUCGUAUGAUCGGGCUUUCGAGGUGAAUUUGCUUACAGUUCAAUCAUGAAGACUCUCCGAUGUCUCCUUGCGCUUCUCUGCGCUCUCCUGGCUGGUGCGCAAAUUCAGAUCGGCAAACCCUCCUUUGCGGACUGUCCUGUCGACCUCUUCUUUGUGCUGGAUACAUCUGAGAGUGUCGCCCUCAGACAGAAGCCUCCCAACUUUUAUAUCGACCAGAUCAAAGAUUUCACAAAACGCUUCGUAGAUGAGCUCCGGGAAAUGAUCCACCAGUGUGACCGCGUCCUGAUGUGGAACUCAGGAGCCCUGCACUACAGUGACGACGUCGUCCUGGUGCGAGAGCUGAGCGACAUGCGCUCCCAACGCCAGGCCCUGAAGAAUGACAUCGACCGCAUCACCUACAUUGGCAAGGGCACCCACACUGACUGCGCCAUCAAGAGGGGCCUGGCAGAGCUGCUCGUUGGGGGCUCCCACUACCAUGAAAACAAGUACAUUGUGGUAGUGACUGACGGCCAUCCUAUCACGGGUUACAAAGAGCCAUGUGGGGGUGUGCAGGAGGCUGCUAACGAGGCCAAGCAGCAUGGAGUUAAAGUGUUUGCUGUGGCCAUCUCACCUGACCAGGAGGACACCAGACUGUCCCUCAUCGCCACAGACCAGACCUACAGGCAGAACUUCACUGCCGCCGACGAAACCAGGUCCACCAAGAUGAAAACUAUUCGAACCAUCAUAGAUAUAAUUACAAAUGAGACCAAGGAUGUGUGCUGCUCCUUUGACUGCAAUGCUCCUGGGGGACCAAAAGGACCAGAUGGGGAUACUGGCGCCAAUGGAGAGAUGGGUCGACCGGGAAUGCCAGGAGAGAAAGGAGAUAUCGGCCCUGUGGGCAAUGUUGGUGAUCCUGGUCCAGUUGGUUACAGUGGGAUGAAGGGAGACCGCGGUCCCAGAGGAGACAAGGGUGAAAGGGGACACAAAGGCUUCAAGGGUGACAAAGGUAUAAGAGGGUUGGAUGGAACCGACGGACGUAAGGGUGAACCAGGUUUCGCUGGCCUUCCUGGCUGUAAAGGUGCUUCUGGAUCAGAUGGCCAGCAGGGAGAGCCUGGACCAAAGGGGGACCCUGGCCCUUAUGGAAAAAAGGGGGACAGAGGAGAUCCAGGAAGGAACGGUGAGCCGGGACGACCUGGAAACUAUGGACCUCAGGGACGUCCGGGAGACAAAGGUGAUCCCGGACCUCCUGGAGACAAAGGGGAGCGCGGUGAUGAUGGACCAACUGGAGCUGACGGACCCGACGGAGAACGGGGACAAAACGGCGACAAGGGGGAGCAAGGUUCCCGAGGAAAAAGAGGCCCCAGAGGAGAUCCCGGGGACCCAGGACCACGUGGAGAGCAAGGAAGGGAGGGCUCAGCAGGGGAAAAUGGAGACCCUGGAGACCCAGGAAGAAACGGCCCUCCUGGCUACAGGGGAGACGAAGGUCCAUUGGGACCAGAGGGGCCCAAAGGAGAGACAGGGAUCAAAGGAGCACCAGGAGAAAGAGGCCCCAUGGGGGAGAGGGGAGAGCCUGGUAAACCAGGAAAUGGCACACAAGGCUGUCCUGGCUUCCAAGGUUACCCUGGGUCCCGCGGAGAUAUUGGUGAACCGGGAUCCAAAGGAACGCCCGGACCCAAAGGAGAUGAUGGAGAGCCCGGAGAUUCAGGCCUAGAUAAUAACGAGCUAGGGCCUCCUGGACCCAAAGGGGCCAAAGGUCACAGAGGAACCGAGGGCAGACCGGGUCCUCCUGGGCCUGCUGGACCACCAGGAACUGAUGAAUGUGAAAUCCUGGAUAUAAUCAUGAAACUUUGCUCUUGUUGUGAGUGCAAGUGUGCCGCUAUGGACCUGGCGUUCAUCGUGGACAGCUCAGAGAGUAUCGGUGCAACAAACUUUGCACUCGCCAAAGAUUUCAUCAUCACAGUUCUUGACAGACUAGUUAAAGACCAUCAAGUCAAGUUCUCAACGAACCAGUCCACCGUCAGUGUUGUCCAGUACAGUGGAUCGCAAGCCCAAGAAGCUGUUCAACUAACUACCAGCCUCGCUGACUUUAAACAGGAAGUGAGAGGCUUGCGCUGGCUGGCUGAGGCCACUUACACAGGCGAGGCCCUCGGCUUUUCUUUGAUCACCACAAUCAGUCGGAUGAGGAAAGAAAACAAAAUUGUUCUCGUUCUCACUGAUGGACGCUCUGACACUACCAGAGACAAGUCUGACCUCAAUGUUCUUUGUGGAAAAGACAUCUUGGUGGGCGGUUUAGGAGUUAAGGACUACUCAGGCCGCCAGCCCAACCAGGAGCAGCUUCACACUUUGACGUGUGAAAGCGACACCAAAAAAGGAUUUUCCUUUGUCCUGGAUAACUUUGCUGAGCUGCUGGAUGACAGUUUCCUGCAGAAUCUCACAACCAAGAUCUGUCAAGAAAAGAAUUGCCCAGACUACAAAUGUCCAAUCUCCUUCUCUCAAAGUACCGACAUUUUGGUGAUGAUGGACAGCUCAGCCAGUGUGGGCCAGAACAACUUUGAGAUAAGCAAGACCUUUGUCAAGCGCUUAGCUGAACGUUUCCUCACGGCUGAGAACAAAGGCGGUGUCAGAGUGCGAGUGGCUGUGGGCCAGUAUAGCCUACGCAAUCCCCGCCUGGAGCAGUCCCUUACUUCCAACUUAACCUUGCUGACAUCUAAAAUCGAAGAAGCCCAGUUCCAGAAUGAAGGCACCAAUGUCGUAGAUGCCAUGCAAUUCGCCAUUAACACUCUACCUAGCCGCGGGGACUCAUCUGGAAGCAUCAAGAAGCUGGUGCUGUUUUCCGACGGAAGGUCUCAAGGAGUCACCAAUCCCGUGUUGGAGAAGCGCGUUAGAGAAGUGGAGAACAGCGGCAUUGAGCUCUUUGUCAUCUCAGCAGGAAGCCAGGUCGACGACGCCAAUCUCAAAACUCUAGUGAGCAGAGGGCGGAGCUUAGACGCCAAUGCUGAGCGCCGCCUGUUCCGUGUUGCUGACUACGCGUCUCUGGUCCGCGGGGUCUUCCACCAAACCGUCAGCCGCAGGGUCUCUCUGUCCGUAAGGGCAAACUAAAAGGACAAACGUGUUUUAGAUUUUAGACCCAUUAUGAAUUUUCAGUCUCACUCAUUUACAGUACACUGUGUUAAAAUGUGUUUGAAAACAAGAAAGGGUAGAAUCACAUAUGAUUAUGUGACAGAUAAGUGUAAAUACAUUUAGAGGAGGACUUUUACUUUGAGUUGAUCUUGCAAUGCAGAUCAUCUUGGUCUUUGUAUACCACAAGCCGAUGAGUCAACAGACAAUACCCAGAGGAGAUAUCUCUGCCUUGAGUUCAGACUCAAAGUAAAAUAGUCCAAAUUUAAAGGAGUGUACUUUGUUCCUGGAGAGUCAUCAAUGGUAGCCACAUUUUAGCUUAUUUCUACUCUACAUCUGGACUGGUUCCUCUUCAGGUACUCUGUAUGUCUGUAUCCCUCUACUUUUACUUGCUUCAUUCAACCGGUGAGGCUUCAAAGAGGCUAAGUGAACUUUUCCUUUGCUCUCCAGGACCGGAGCUAUGGCUGUUUAUGGUCAAAUGUGGAUCCAUGUUUGAGUAUGUUGUGUCCAUAAUGCCAAAUUAAGGGAACAACCACAGCAUUGGUGGGACCAGAAACCUGGUUCCUGGCUGACUUAUCGCCCAGUUUUUUUGUUUUACCAUCAUGUAUUGAAACAGAUCAUAGGGAAAAUGAUAAAACAGCACUGUCUUGGAGGGAAAGAAAAACUGAAAAUCAAUUAGCUCACCUACAGAACAGGGGGAAGAGGAUGUGGCACAUGGCCGACACUUCAGCUAGUACUGCUGAAGACAGCUGAACUCUGCAUGUGUGUUUGUUUCUUCAGCAUAUAAACAGAUAUACGUGAAUCCUUGGCUGGCUGUUUCAUUAACAGUUGUGCUGGGGUCCACCUGUUUUCUGGUCUUGUUCCUGGAGAUAAACACCUGCAUAAACACACAUCAGUAAGACAGGAAAACAUCUGUCACAGUUAAAAGUUGGGCAGAAACUUGAAGAGACUCAGGAGUGUAUUCCCUAUAUACCUUUUACAGCCAGUCCCCACACCUGUUAGUUGUAUAUGAUGCAACAGGGGCUCAGAGUGUUACUGAACUGUUGUUUUCAUCUGCGGUGCUAUUAUCCCCUAUGUAUCAGCCUCUACACAUGUUUUUUCCAGAUGAUUGUUUUGUUAAAACUGCGAACACAAAGCCUCAGUGAAGUUGUAAGAUCUCCUUCAAUAAAAGUUUUUACACCCAA
Messenger RNA from Fundulus heteroclitus (mummichog), 4435 nucleotides. It is a transcript of the gene col6a1, whose product is annotated as collagen, type VI, alpha 1. The record is from RefSeq and is a predicted model, not a curated record. Bases 201 to 3233 code for a protein of 1010 amino acids. The transcript has 35 exons. Lineage: Eukaryota; Metazoa; Chordata; Actinopteri; Cyprinodontiformes; Fundulidae.